CCUCCAUCGUUGCUGGAGUAGCCAGCUCGCCCGUAAAGCCGCUCUAACCCGCUUGAGGCUUCCUCAGGUGGUGUAGUCCGCGGGGUGCGGAUCCGGGCCGAGCCAGGGGAGCACGGCGGAGUGAGCGCGGUGGGGGCACCAUGCCCGCCACCUCCGGCCGCUGCCUGGUGCGCCUGCUGCUGCUGCUGCUGCUCUGUACCAGCCUCUCAGGCGGGAGCCUUGCAGAUUCAGCUAUGACAACGCAAGAUUCCAAUCAGACUUGGGUGAAUUCUGUGACGAAGAUGCAAGCUGGACAUGAAUCAUCUGGUGCUGCCACACAAGAGCUCAAGCCUGGAAGCAAGCAGAGCACUGAUGUCACAGAGUAUGAGAUAGUCCUACCUGGUGUGUCUGAAAAAAAUAUCUCUUUGGCUAAUCCAGCUAAAGUUGAACUUACAUGCAGAUUAGAUGAGAAGUCAAAUUUGAAAAAUCCUCAAGUGACUUGGAAAAGAGGAAGUGAAACAAUCAGUCACACCAGUAAAACUCAGAACAGCUGGACCAUCCAACUGACCAUCUCAGGGAGCAGCGAGCUGGGAAGUUACAUUUGUAUUCUGAAGGCUGAAAAAGAAGUCAGUGCUACGUUUCACUUGCAUGUACCAGCCAUUGAAGGAAGAGAAAAACCCAUAAUUGCUUAUAUAGGUGAUACAGCUGUAAUGGUUUGUAAAACUGAGUAUGAUCCCAAGGCUUGGAUGUGGUACAUGACCAAUGGAACUGAGCUGGUUCCCAUUGAUAAGAUUUUGCCUAUGGACAAGUUUGAAAUUAAUAGACAAUCUGCCAGUGUAAACCGUUUGGAGAUACACAAGCUCACCAUGGAAGAUAGUGGUGAAUAUUGGUGUGAAGCCGCUUUUGAAUUAGCGGGCAGUAAAGCAAGGUUUGAAGUUAGAGUUCUGUCCAUUGCAGAACCUCUCAAACCCUUUAUAGCAGUUGUGGCUGAAGUCGCUAUUCUUGUAACUACUAUUGCCCUCUAUGAGAUGUAUUCGAAAAGGAAGGCAAAAGGAGGUGAAAAAGAGUUUGACCAAAUUGAGCAACUUAAAUCAGAAGACAACGUAACUAAGGGACAAAAUUAGUUCUGUGCAGAGAAGGAGGGUUCCUUUAAAGAUUUAAGCCAACAGAAGUGAAAAUUAUCACAAAGCUUCAGAAGAUGUAUGCAGCUACUUAAACUUCACUGUGUUUUGAAGUAAAAUUCUCUACAUUUGAGAAAUAAGAUGCUUUUAAAAUAGCUCUGAAACUACUCCUUUUACACCGAUGAAAUAUGAUAUAUUGUAUUUAGAAGUUUAUCUAUAACAUUUUAGUGAUAGCAGGGUUUUUCUUAUGUGAUUAGGCUUGCUGUUGGUUUAUGAUUAUAUGUUUGAUUUUUACCUCCCAAAUUGGAACUAGCAUUGUAUUCACUGAAAAAAUGGUCAAUAUAAAGUAGGCAUAUUAUCUGAGUGUUAUAAAACUGGAUAUAUACAAUGAAAAAAGUAUUUACACCAGAGAAAAUGCCUUUUACUCGCUGUUGAAGCAAAUGUGAUGCAGCUGUUUUUACCAAAGAAGUGGUGAAAGGGGAAUCUUUAUCAGGGCUUCAGUGAAACAUUGAGAGAGUUGUGAUUUGCUCUUGAGUAGUAAAAUGUCUUCAUUCCAACUUGUCUUAGCUUCAUUCUCAGUUCUGCUAUAUUGUAGUUCUUAGUAGGCUAAACAUUUAGAUGCCGUACAGCUCAGAUAUUUCAGAGUUCAUGACGUAUUGGGGAUACAGUACCUUCUCAGACUAAAACUGCAAUAAUUCCUUAUGCUUGAA
Messenger RNA from Onychostruthus taczanowskii (white-rumped snowfinch), 1810 nucleotides. RefSeq names its product embigin (gene EMB). The transcript is spliced from 10 exons. The record is from RefSeq and is a predicted model, not a curated record. Gene Ontology annotation, molecular function: cell-cell adhesion mediator activity. Bases 141 to 1103 code for a protein of 320 amino acids. Lineage: Eukaryota; Metazoa; Chordata; Aves; Passeriformes; Passeridae. Gene Ontology annotation, biological process: axon guidance; dendrite self-avoidance; homophilic cell-cell adhesion. Gene Ontology annotation, cellular component: axon; plasma membrane.